AUGAUGAAGAAAAAGGAUGUCUACACCAACAUCACCCCUCUCCCAUCCUUCAUCCCCCGCCAGCUAGCCCUCGAUAUUCUUCACAGUCACAGCGAAAUCAUCACCCUCAACCCUCUCGUGCUCGACCACAAACCCAUCUCCGCGCCCCGCGACGCACCGGCCGAAGAAUACUAUUCGACAUGGUACGAGAUCUCGGAACGAAUCCAAGUCGUUCCUGGAGCUGGUCGGUUGGGAGGUAGUAAAAUUCACUUUCGUGGUUGUUUCCAUGACGUGCCCUGGGGUGUACAGACGCAUAUCUAUGCGCCCAUGGGGAUUGAUCUACGGCAUAAUUACCGUGUCGCAGGCUCGCAGCCGGGCGAACCACCUGAACAUCGCGAACUAGGUGUCAACGCGCCUGCUACAGGACUGUAUUUACGGGAAGAUAUCGAGAUUCGAUGCAAUUUCGCCAUGGUGUCGUUUGUGCGCAACCAGCUAAAAGCAGCCUCGAAAGUUUUGGUGGAUCGGUUGAUUAAGAAGGCCGAGUUGUUGGAUGCAGGUGUUUUACAGGCGAUGAUGGACAAUGGGAGGUUGAAGACGAUUAAUCCGGCGGAUCGGUCGAGUGUGCGACAGCAGCAACAGACAAAUGUACCUCCGUCGCCUACGGUGCCAAUGUCGCCGUUGCCGUCGCCACUGCGGUAUCAGUCUGUCACUUCGCGACCGAGUACGAGUGCAUCGAGUCAGCCGGAGGAUUGGCACCAACAGCAGCAACAACAACAACAGCAGCAGCAGCAGCAGCAGCAGCAAGGAAAUUUCUAUCCCAACUCCGGUCUCCCCAGUCCCGGUUUCCCACCUCCUCAAUCGCCUGGUAAAACAUUCGCCAACGAACUCCCUGGAGACACGAGCUAUUAUCAGCAAACUCUCAGUCCGAAUAGCGCUUACCACAGCCCUAAUAUACGCGACUCAAUGCAAUCUACAUCCUCACACGGCUGGUCCUAUGCGUCCUCGAACACCACAGCAUCCCGACCGACGUCGACGGUCAGCGGGUAUGUCCCGUAUGUGCCGGCCGAUAGUAGCGGCCACGGCAAACAGCAGUUUGCGGCGGAGUUGCCGGCCAUGCAGGAGAUGCACGAGGAUGGUCAGCAUCUGAAACGAUGA
Molecule: messenger RNA, 1134 nt
Organism: Talaromyces amestolkiae
Lineage: Eukaryota; Fungi; Ascomycota; Eurotiomycetes; Eurotiales; Trichocomaceae
Exons: 1
Coding region: 1-1134 (377 amino acids)
Source: RefSeq, a predicted model, not a curated record